UUGUUUACAUUUAAGUUGCCGUUCCUGUACAAGUAUUCUUUGCUCUGACGUGCUGACUUAAAAAAGAGUUUCUUGUUAUAUGUUUUUUUAAACUUUGUUAUAAAUGCAGGUUAUUUUUAAGUUUGUUAGAAGAUCAUACAUUAAGUUAUGUAAAACGUGUGAAACAACGAGGUCGAUAUGUGUGUUGGGCAUUGAGACUUCAUGUGAUGACACAGGAAUUGCAAUUGUAAAUUCCGACAGAAAGGUUUUAGCAAAUGUAGUGUAUUCGCAGCAAUAUAUUCAUUCUAGAUAUGGUGGAAUAACUCCUCCUCGAGCGCAGGACUUACAUCGUCAACAGAUUAGUAACGCUUUUCAGCAUUGUAUGACAGAAGCCGGCAUUGUUCCGCACAAAAUAGACGCCAUUGCAGUCACAAAUAAACCUGGUUUACCACUUAGUUUAAUUGUUGGUGUUCGCUUUGCAAAAUAUUUGGCUCGUACGUAUUCCAAACCGUUGGUUACCAUUCAUCAUAUGGAAGCUCAUGCCCUACAAGCUCGAAUGGAGCAUACUAUACCGUAUCCUUUUCUUUGUCUACUUAUAAGUGGAGGUCAUUGUCAACUAACAUAUAUUAAAGCUCCAAAUGAAUUUUCGCUUCUGGGGGAAAGUUUGGAUGAUGCUCCUGGUGAAGCUUUCGAUAAAAUAGCUCGUCGUUUACGUCUGUAUGUUAUACCAAAGUAUCGCAAUUUUAGUGGUGGCCAAGCUGUGGAAGACGCUGCUCGGAGUGCAACAAAUCCCGAGAUUUUUGAAUUUCCUUUGCCUCUUACGAAUAAGAGAAAUUGUAAUUUUAGCUUUGCUGGUAUAAAAAAUAACUCAUUUCGAUUAAUUAAAGCUGCUGAAGAAAUACAGUGCACUGCUCCUGACAAUAUCAUUAACAAUUAUAAUAACUUUUGCGCUGGACUCUUGAAAGCGUGUAGCCGUCAUUUAAUGAAUCGAACACAACGUGCAAUUGAGUAUUGUAUAUCUAAAAAUUUUUUUCAGAAUUCUGUGCCGCGUUUAGUGGUUUCUGGCGGUGUUGCUAAUAAUGACUAUAUUUUCGAUGAUUUAAAAUACUUGACAGAGCAGUACAGUUGCCAAAUAUUCAGACCGUCCAAAAAAUUUUGUUCAGAUAAUGGUGUCAUGAUUGCUUGGAAUGGUGUUGAACAAAUAUUAGCUAAUAGACACUGCCUUAACUGGGACUACGAUGAAAUCGACAUAAUUGGUAAAGCACCUCUAGGAUGCAGACUAAUACACGAGGUUGAACGAGCCAAUAUUAAAUGCAAAUGGGUUCAGCAAAGAAAGUAGCAACUGGAUCGAUAUUUUGAUAAAAAUUUAUUUUUAAAGAUUUAGUAGAUUUUAUUUUUUAAAUACCUAUGUAGCAAGUGUUAUUUCAUAUAUAUAUAUAGACAUAUUGUGCAAAUCUAUUUUUGUCGAAUCGAUUUUGAUUACGAAAUAGAUGAUUAUGAUCUGCAUUUUAAUGUCAUUGUCGGUUCUGGUGUCAUUGAAUUUGCUUCAUUGGAAACAAAUCAUCAUCUUUUUGCGGUUUUCAUUGUGUCGCAUAAAUGCAGUGUAUUUUAAAAAUUUAUAAAAUAUAGGUCAAGUUAAUAAAUUUAAUAUUCAAAAUAUGAAUAUUUAAUUUAUUUAAUAUAAUUUAUGAAGAGGAAAACUCAACAAUAUAACCUUAAUUGAAAUUCUUUAAUUUAUCAAAAAAUAUGAGAACAAACUGCUAGAAAAUUUUCUAAAGAAAAACGAUAGAUGCUUUGUAGCCAUUUUCCACGACCCGCAGUACAGUGCCAUAAAACAGUCCGUGUUGACUUGGAGAAUGUAUAAUAUAUAGGAUUAUCAGUCCAAAAUAGAAAUCUAUAACAAAUCACAGCAAACAGUUUGUAAAUAAAAAAAAUUGCAGUAAUUGUAAUUAAUUAACAAUAUAUUGGAUGACAGUCAUUAAAAUCAACAAGGCGCAUUAGAUAAUUUUUCCUUCGAAAGAUUAUUAUCCACUGAUCGUUAAAUUGAUCCCUUAACAAAAAAAUUUGAAAUCUUCAACUAAUAAGACCGAUUUUAUAAAGCCAUCCAUAUUUAAUAAGCUAUAAAUUCGAACAGCAAACAAAUUCAGACCUAUUCUGAAUCGCAUGGAAAUGGGAGUUUGUUCGCUGUUCCCAAGUUUGCUAUUCUAAAUAAUUUGGGAAUGGGAGUUUUGUUCCCAAUUUUGCUAUUCUGAAUCGCAUUGGAAUGGGAGUUUUCUCCCAAUUU
Molecule: messenger RNA, 2263 nt
Organism: Teleopsis dalmanni
Lineage: Eukaryota; Metazoa; Arthropoda; Insecta; Diptera; Diopsidae
Gene: Tcs4
Product: probable tRNA N6-adenosine threonylcarbamoyltransferase, mitochondrial
Exons: 4
Coding region: 104-1318 (404 amino acids)
Biological process (GO): tRNA threonylcarbamoyladenosine modification
Cellular component (GO): mitochondrion
Source: RefSeq, a predicted model, not a curated record